AUGCCCUUUGAGCAACCACAUGCGGGCGCGGAGCGUCCCCCACUCGACCCUCCGUCUGGCAGCAAUGGUCCAGCCCUAAGUAACUCCAGCGCACCGGGACAAGAGUCUUCUCCCGGACCCUGGGACUCAGCCCCGGUUUCCGGGCGGUCGUCCUUCACCAACACGAGGACCUACUCGACCCCGGUGACUGGCGCGCAAACGCCGGAUCCACUGCUGGGCAAGAAGACGGUCGUCGACAAGCAGGCACUGCAGAAUCUGUCACAGACCAUCUCACACCUCGGCGACGCGGACAAUGGCUACGAGCUGGAUUCCGUCGGCCGUCGUCAUCUGACCAACCGAAAACCCUCGGUAUCUCGUGUUCGGGAUGUACCCGGUGAGCCGACAUCCCCGAAACGCGCGAAGCAGGGCAUCCCACCCGAGAUCAGUAGCUUCCCCGCCGAGAUUGUCCUGAUUAUGGUCUGCUCGGCUGGUCUGAUGUUGUUUUCGUUCCUUCUCGGUGACAUGCUGGCUCCGCAGGAGCAGAUGAAGGAAGCGCUCGGUAUCACUAACACCCAGCUGCCCUGGAUCGUGGGUGCGUUCAACACGGCGAAUGGUCUCUCGGUGGUCAUCUCCGGCUCUCUCACUGACCUUAUGCCUCCGAAACUCCUGAUGGUCGGCGCCUUUGCAUGGCUGGCUGUCUGGAACGUCGUCGGGGCUUUCUCGCUACACCCAUCACGGUAUAUCCUGUUCUUCGUCGUGCGCGCAAUGCAGGGACUGGCAAUUGGCGUGUUGGUCUCAGGCAGCAUGAGUAUCCUCGGCCGGGUCUACACGCCGGGCAUUCGCAAAAACCGAGUCUUCUCGGCUAUGGCGGCGACUGCUCCAUUCGGGUUCUCACUGGGAGCCCUGCAAGGGGGCGCGCUCUAUGCACACCUACCAUGGAUUUUCGGGUCAAAUGCCAUGAUCUGUGCUCUUUGCUGUGUAGCCGCCUACUUCAGCAUCCCGCCCCUCCGUCCAGUCGCCGAUGUCGCCGGCACCGAAGCGCCGACGCUCCGCCAGUUUGAUUAUAUCGGAGGAUUCUGCGCCGCCGGAGGCUGUGUCUGUCUACUCUUCGGGCUGACCCAAGGCCCCGUUGCAUCAUGGUCUCCCUAUACCUACGCGCUUAUCAUCGUGGGCUUCGUCUUACUCGCGGGGCUCUUCUUCGCCGAACGAGCUGCCGUGCGCCCUCUCAUCCCGAACCGGCUGUGGCGCACACCAGGCUUCACGCCGCUGAUGGUCGCGUACUUCCUCGGGUUCGGGUCGUUCUUCGGCGCAUGGCAGUUCUACGCGAUCCAGUUCUGGCUGCGCAUCCAGCACGCGACGCCCAUCGCCGUGGCGCUCUAUCACAUCCCGAACGCGCUCGUGGGCGUCCUAGCCACGUGGGUUGUCAGCCGUACGCUGCAUAUUCUCCCGGGCCACUAUAUCUACGCCGCGUCUAUGUUCGCGUUCACGCUCGGCCCUGUCUUCUUCAUCCCCCAGACCCCCAACACCAUUUACUGGGCGCUUUCGUUCCCCGGCGUGGCGCUGGUGACGUUCGGUCCGGAUUUGGCGUUCGCUGCGGCGUCGAUCUUUAUUACGAGCAAUGUCUCUCGCUCUUACCAGGGCAGUGCGGCGAGCCUGCUGGUUACGAACCAGAACCUUUCCUCUGCUAUUAUGACUAGUGUGGCGGAUGCGAUUGGGACUCGUGUUGAUCGGGGCCCGUCUGGGGAGAUCGGGCUCGAUGGGCUGCGGGCGAUUUGGUGGUUCGCGUUUGGGACGCAGCUGGCUGCGGCGUUGGUGACGGUGAUUUGGGUGCGGAUCCCCAAGGAGGAAGAAAAGGAGCAUGUAACAUGA
This is a messenger RNA of Penicillium alfredii, 1848 nucleotides long. Its product is annotated as MFS transporter. The record is from RefSeq and is a predicted model, not a curated record. Gene Ontology annotation, cellular component: membrane. Lineage: Eukaryota; Fungi; Ascomycota; Eurotiomycetes; Eurotiales; Aspergillaceae. Bases 1 to 1848 code for a protein of 615 amino acids. The transcript has a single exon. Gene Ontology annotation, molecular function: transmembrane transporter activity. Gene Ontology annotation, biological process: transmembrane transport.